CUCGUCAUUUGUAUUUUUACCGGAAGUAAAUUUGACAUGUAGGGGCAGAAAGAUCAAAGUUUGUGCUGACAGCUUGUGUUGAAGUGGCGUUUUGGAGAACGUCUCUCUUACACACAUCCAGUAAUUAAAAAGCAAAACGUUAGUUCAAGAUGGAGGAGGGAUCCGGACUGGAAUCCCUCAUCAAGCAAAGACUAACAAGACCAUCCUAUACCAGAAUGGUUUCAUGGGAAUUUUCAAAUCAACAAGAGCAUAAUCCUGUGAAAAUGAAGAGAAGGAAGUCAAAAAGGCAGUCGAAUGUUGAUGAGGAGUCCAACUUAUCUUUGUCAUCUGCUGAUGAGGAUGAAAGUGAUGUGGUCUUUAGUUCCAGUAAUCCGGGUCCAGAUGUUUCUAGUUCAGACGAAGAUUGUUUGUAUUUUUCAGCAGAGGAGAUUUUAUCCCAGUCAGACAGUGAUACUGAUAUCAGUCAAAGGAUGACCUCUCUAAAUACGGAAGGAGAGUCCAGCAAGGAUACUGAAAGUUGUAAAGAAGACAAUAUUGGUGGUAGACAGCCUCAUCAGGAAAAGAAACAUGCUCCUAGCAAAAAACAGAAACGUAAAAGACGAAAGCAGGAGUAUGUGUUUCAUGGAGAUGAGAUUUUGUCCCUUCUAGAUAUCGCUAUAGAACCAGACAUCAUCAGUGAAACCCAGGAAUUGGUGGAAGACAGUCUCGCUUGUGUGGAGAAAACCGUCCCAUCUUUGGUGGAACUGUGUUUGAACUGCACACGCCAAAGAAACCGUCAUAUACAACUUCCGAAAGGACUGAAAAACAUGGUGAAACAUUCUUACAAAGACUUCAGUUUCAGAAAAUUUCAAGUGUCAUGGUUACAAAAUGAAUUUUCGAAAUGGCAGCCAUUUGAAAACAAGAAAAGUGAAUUCUUCCUCUGCAAAUAUUCAGAUGGUGAUGACUGGGGCAGUGAAGCAAUUUACAAAUGUCCUUUGCCUACAAGAAAUAUAUGGAAUUCUGUGUUCUUUCCAAAGUUGUCACAGUCUCAUAACUUUUCUGAAUAUGUCAACAGUAAAACCUCCUCUAUCCUGCCGUUCACCUUUGCCACACACAUGGAACCAUGGCCAAAUAAUUACGAUGAAAAGUCGUAUGUUUUCUACCAACGGUUUCUUGGGUGUCUCGCCACGCUGGUGGAUCUCAUGAUGCCUGCUGUCUUGAGUAAUAAAAACAUCGAAGCUGGGAAGGAGCACAAAUCGGAGUCAGAACAAAUCCUGUCGGCCACAAAAACAACAAUAAGGAGGGUGAAAGGGGCUCUUAAAAUCAGGUUUGCUGAUGUGGCAGACACAUUUUUUGACAAGGUGAUUCCUUACGUGUUCUGGGCUCGAGGAGAUCUCCAGCAAGCAUCCGCACUCUUUACCAAACUCAUAGACGGGGAUAAACGCAGUCGCUACCGUGCCAUGUGUAUGGUAGAAGUGGCACGUAUGCAUGCCCAGCUAGGGGAACCUGACCUGGCGUGUCGGUUUUACAGAAUGGCUGCUGAUAUUGCAUUGGAGAAAGGGAAGACAACGAAGGACUCUAAGGAGGUGACAGGACAGAUGUUGAUGUUGAUGGCCAGUGUCUAUGACCAGGGUAUGAUGACCGCUCAAAAGGCGCAGAGUGCUGCUGACCAUUGGAAAUACGUGGUAACGUCCGAAGGGUUCAAUCAGGGGGCAGCCAACAUGGCCAUCAUCUCCAUGUUGUGUUUUCAUUCCGGACCUGGCAAUGGUCCUGAUGAACAUUCCAGUUUUGAGAAGGCCAGAAACAGACUGAAGGCAUUGUCAGAUGUGUGUCCACAAUGCCAGUAUUAUCUCAGUAUGCUGCAAGCUUUGGCUGGGCAGGGAUCUGACGCAGUCAAUACCUACAGGGAGUUUUUACAGAGAGCAAACAUGGAUGGCGAUACAGACGCACCAGGAUUGCGGAUGCUCUCGAGAUCACGGACCAAUGUAGCCAGUUAUAGACAGCGUCAGAAUGUCUGGUUUGCUUUGGAAGCCAUGGUUUCCAAGGCAAGACUACCCCAGCCUCUGCAAGUACUGUGGAGGUCCCAUCUUCAGCCCCUCAGGGUCUGUGAUUCCUCCAGUGAUAUUCCACCGACAGAGGCUGACCUAUGCUGUGACAACCUUGACCUUCGACUAAAUUCUGAAGGUUAUUUGACAGGAAACAUGAAGACACUGCUCCCCCCAAUGCGAAGCAUCAAUUUGGACCCCUAUACUGGAAAGCUGUGUUUCCCACACACCCCAGGCAGAACUGAACCUUGGACCACAUUGGACAGAUUUAAUCAUGAGCACACACCCUAUGAUAGUUUUGAUAAUGGAUCUAUACCAUGUCCGGUUGAGGUUUAUCGCGACGACGUUGGAACCAAGGUGCAGAUGAUGUUACCUAUGCAUUUAAACAGACCUGAUAUAUCUAACGAUCGCAUCAGAACAAAACAUGAAGCUGUCACCUUCUUCUGGUCAGAUAGCAAAGGUCAAAGUGCCAAGCUUAGUGCUCUGAAGAUAUUUCAGCAAUUGGUAUAUGAGAAAAUGAAGCAGACAAUCAUGAGGGAAGCUCUUCUACAAAAGAAAUCAGAACAAUGGCAGAAAGACUGUCUGAAGAUACUGAAGUACAUGAAUGAUGCUAAAAGGGAGGUUUACUUUUGUAAUAUUGAGGCUAUGAUGACAGACCUGGAAGAAAAGAGGAAAGAGUUUCCCAAAACACCACUGACUAACAAACUGAUGAUGGAAAGGUCAUGUUGUCAUUCACCAUGUAUAACUUGGAACAGCUGCUACACUUCAUAUGGACAGACAGUGGCUCUCAGCUUUGUAUUCGGUGAUGAAUACAUUACAGUGUUCCUUGACUGUAGCAGCAGAGAGGGGUUCCUGCAAUCAAAGUUCAAGUUAGAGCCAUAUAAUGUCACAGAUUUUGGAGGAAUUCCGAACCGCAGAAACAACAAACUGGCAGGAUCUGAAAUAUUUUACUAUUGUGCACCAACUAUUGAACAUUGUAAUCUCAUAGUAUGUGGACAGAAAGGCAAACUUUUGGAUAAAAUCAAACGAGAGGAUGCAGAACAGGCUUUUCCAUGCGUCAUAGGCAGCAGUCUGGUGUUGGUCAAUUUCGAGUCUAGGUUGUGGUGUUGGAAUGACAAAAACAUCAAGGUCGACGAGACCCUUCCUCUUAUCCAGAAAAUCACACCCUUGGAGUGCUCUGUUGUCAUGGUGACCCUGAGAGACAGAGAGUCCCUGAGAUUUGUAGAUACGCCAUCCCUGGACUCAGUAACAGUCAGGGCUAGCUGUGACAGGAAGGGAUUACAGAUCACUGAGGAUGGCCUGGAGAUAAAGACGAGUACGGUCAAGGUUCUGAACAGUCGUUCUAGGACAGAAGACGGCCACUCCUACCGACAGGUCAUCCUAGGAAUGGACAUGAACUUGGUGACCUUACAGAUACCGCUGGACAAUGCUAGAUCAAUAGAAGUUGUCAUCACAGAGGUUUUACCAAUCUGUGGGUUCCCAGUGGAACACCAGUUUGUUGGAAAACAAGAUGGAUACCUGUUGUCAUGGACACAACAGGAAGAUUCAGCUAAGGAGUACAAGGAACACCUAUCCUACUUCAGUAACAACUCGGAGCUCCUCGGGGUUUUACCUUGCCUUGGUAAGGGACCAAGGUCAUUCUGUCCUUUGUACCUGCCGGGAGACACAGACACACAGACAGACAACCCCGGGUACGGUCUCCCGGGCUGGUACGUGUACAUGAGGGACGGACAUGAUGGAAUUAUUGCAGUGAAACUGCCCAUUUCUUCAAAGACUGACUGAUUUGCAUAUAUACUUGGUGUUUUUUUGUGUACAGUAUAAAACUUAAGUCAACCAGAUCCAUGCAGUACAGUGAAAUGUUUCUAAUGGGACACAAUAUACUGGUCAGAUUAGACAGAAUGCUUGAAUAUACAGGUUUACUAGGUAGUGGUUCUAGAAAUGGGAUUACUGCAUUAUUUUGCACUAAAAGGAUUAUGGACAACUCGGGGGCUGGAUGAUUAAGGUUUCGCUGUAGUUUGUAACUUAAUGAAAAGUAUGUGUCUUUUGCUUUUGAUGCAUCAAGGUGCUGUUCGAUCAUCAUUACCAACAAGUACAUGAUAUAUCCUUCCACAAUAGAAAUGUUAAGAGUGGGUAUUGUUUCAUCUGAGUAAUAUUUUCAUACAUCAUAAUUUACUUUAAGUUGCUUUGGGAAUGUAUACUUUAUAUGGCGAAAUGUUCGCUUCAGUUUUUUUUUGCCUUUUUCAACUUGCCUUUUUCAACUGUCAUAAUGAAGGCAAUUUAUCAUAAUAGUAAACAUAAUUUUGGUUUGGUUUGGUUUAAUUUUGUUUAAAGUCCUAUUAAUAAUUAACAGCUAAGGUCAUUUAAGGAAGUGCCUCCAUGUGUAGUGUAUGCGUGCUGGCGUGCGUGUAUGCAGGACACAGGGUAUGUUGUUGUUCUUGCCUCCUUGAGAUAGUGCGGAUCUGAUGCCGACUUUAUAGUGCUAUCUCACUGAAAUCAGUCAACAACAUAAAAUGCAUAGAAAUUGAAUUUGAAGGGUGGAAUUAACACCAGGCAAAUAUGGAGUAUUGUUGUGAAGGGGCGAACAUUUCCUGAUGUACAGUAUUUGGGCGCAAACUGAACAAUUUCAGUAUGACACAAAACAGAACAAGAAUCCUCUAGAUCAAAUUAUGACAUUGGUUUAGUAGUGAUAUUAUAUUCCUUGAAUAUUAUGUGUCAUAUUAGUUACAAAACCACAUACAAAAUUGGAAAACAAUCAUUUAAAAGCAUUAGUGUUAAUGUAAUAAGUGCAUAGAAACAUGACAAACUGGACUAUGCAACAACUUAUUCUUAAGCUGGCCUAUAAUUUUAUAACAACCAAUAGGUUUUCAUUAUUGACAAGAGUAGGCUGAUAGGUUGUCACUGAUUGGCUAUUGUAGGCCAAUAGGUUGUCAUUGAUUGGCAAUAGUAGGCUGAAUGGUUGUCAUUGAUUGGCUAUUGUAGGCCAAUAGGUUGUCAUUAAUUGUCUAUUGUAGGCCAAUAGGUUGUCAUUGAUUGGCGAUUGUAGGCCAAUAGGUUGUCAUUGAUUGGCUAUAGUAGGCCAAUUGGUUGUUAUUGAUUGGCUAUAGUAGGCCAAUUGGUUGUCAUUGAUUGGCAAUAGAAGGCCAAUCUGUUGUCAUUAAUUGUCAAUAGUGGGCUGAUUUGUUGUCAUUGAUUGGUUGUACAUGGCCUAUAGGUUGUCAUUGAUUGGUUAUACAUGGCCUAUAGGUUGUCAUUGAUUGACUUAAGUAAAUAUAUAUGUUGUCACUGGUUUUUAUUGAUUGGUUAUAGAAGGCCAAUCUGUUGUCAUUAAUUGUCUUUAGUGGGCCGAUAGGUUGUCAUUGAUUGGUUAUACAUGGCCUAUAGCUAGGUUGUCAUUGAUUGACUUAAGUAGACCUAAUGUUGUCACUGGUUGUUAUUGAUUGGCUAGAGUAGGCCUGUUACUUCACCUAUUUUAAGCAGGCCUGUAUGUUUCGUUUAUUGCAUAAUUAGAAUCUGUUGAUAAUUUGUCAUUUAUUGACAGGAGCAAGCCUAACUAAUAGUAAAUAAUUGACGAAAGUAGUCGUAUAAGUUGUCAUUUAUUAUCUAAAACAGUUCUACAGGUUGUUGUUCACUGGUCUGGAAAUAUAGGUUGUAAUUAAUUGUUAUAGAGCAGGCCUUAUGGUUGUCAUUGAUUUAACAAAGCAGCAAGCCUAUAGAUUGCCACACCUUGCCUGGAGCAGACUUCAGGUGGCCCGGUACUUGACUGACCCAUUUUGCACUGGAGAUUCAAUUCUAGGUUAUAAGGAAUAAUUAAUGUAAUUUGAACAGUCUUGAAGUUGAACUUCAGAUUGAACUAUUAUGAUUUAUUCAUAAGAAUCAUCAAUUCAAGGUUGUUUUUGUGCCUGCAUUGAAUUUUAGUAAAGGAGAUUGUCAUUAUAUUGAUGAACUGGGCCAAUAUGGAUAACGCACCUAUCAAAUGCCCGCCAUAUUAAUCGGAACAUUUCUAUACUGAUCGACGAUGACUACCUUCACCUUCAGUAAUGCUUCAUUGACAACAGCAGAAGACAACAAACCACGGAGCCUUAUUUGGCCUUCGUCUGUCAAUAUGACAGACCUUGGCCUAAUAACUGGGCUUAUAGGGAAAUUAUCUGAUUAAUAACCUUACAAUACUGCUAUCUUUUCCACAUAAAUGAUACUCACUGUGGCUUUAUUAUAUGGAGAUUAACCUGACGUACUAUAUUCUCUAUACAUGACCGCAGGAACAAAUCUGAUUGAAGUUAUAAUCUCAUAGAUGCUUUUUGGAUGUUUCUUCAAAUAUUACUAAUGACGGUUUAAUCCUUUGUGAUAAGCAUUAAUGCUAUUUUAGUUAACACAUGUGAUUAAAAGUUGUGAUUUUCUUCUGUUAUUGUAUUUGUAAAUUUUGAUAUUAAAAAUAAUAUAUUAUGUUAUAAAUAAAGAAGUUUGAUACAAAGAUACAAACAAAAAAGAAGUAAAGUUUAAAAAGUAAGGGAUAAGAGAGAGAGAGAGAGAUAUAGAGAGUGAGAAAUAAAUAAGCUUAGGGAGUCGAACAUUGAAUUAAAAUUUUCCCCAUAUAUUGGCCUGUUUGUGGAAAAUCUAUUACAUGUAAAUAUUGAGCUAGUUAUGAAAACCUGGUGGAAAUUUGCUUUUAAUAUAAAAACCCAUCUUUUUAUGUCUGCAUGCAUUUUAGGCUCUUUUGCACAGACGCCAUCUACACACUAUAAUUAUGUUUAUUUGGAGUAGAGAGUACAUUGUACGCCAUCUACACGCUUUAAUUAUGUUUAUAUGGAGUAGAGAGUACAUUGUACGCCAUCUACACGAUAUUAUUAUGUUUAUAUGGAGUAGAGAGUAAAUUGUACAAGGUAAUGGUUUGGUUACCUUUAGGUAUAAUGCUGAUUGGUAUGCCUUUGUUUUCAAACGACUUUAUUUAGGAGUACGAUUUUUAGCUCACCUUCCCGAAAGGCAAGUGAGCUUAUGUUAUGGUGCGGCAUCUGGCAUCCGGCCGUCUGUCAGGCGUCAACUUUUUACUUUAAACAACU
Molecule: messenger RNA, 7078 nt
Organism: Mizuhopecten yessoensis (Yesso scallop)
Lineage: Eukaryota; Metazoa; Mollusca; Bivalvia; Pectinida; Pectinidae
Exons: 19
Coding region: 150-3806 (1218 amino acids)
Molecular function (GO): protein binding
Source: RefSeq, a predicted model, not a curated record